Messenger RNA from Falco peregrinus (peregrine falcon), 1308 nucleotides. It is a transcript of the gene CTHRC1, whose product is annotated as collagen triple helix repeat containing 1. Lineage: Eukaryota; Metazoa; Chordata; Aves; Falconiformes; Falconidae. Bases 273 to 1001 code for a protein of 242 amino acids. The record is from RefSeq and is a predicted model, not a curated record. The transcript has 4 exons.
GGCAGCGCCCGGGGAAGGCUCCGCGGGGCCCGGCCGGAGGGGGCGGGAGCCCCCCGGCCCCCGUGCCAAUGGCUGCGGGGGGAUGGCUCUGCCUGGACGUUCCCGCUCGGUUACAGGAUGGAAAUUCCCGGCCUCCCCGGGGAGGGAGCUCGGGCUCCGCGCUCUGAAAGGCUCAUUUAUCCCCGCGCUGCCGCCCAGAGUGGCGGACACGGGCCCCUGCGCCGCCGCCUCCCCCGGCCCCGGGCGCGGCCCCCGCGCCCCCCGCCCGCACCAUGCCCCGCGCCCCGGCCGCAGCCCCGCCGCUGCUGCCGCUGCUGCUGCUGGCGCUGCUGGCGCUGCUGGCGGCCCCGCCGGCCGGCGGCUCCGAGAGCCCCAAGGGGAAGCAGAAGGCGCUUCGCCAGCGGGAGGUGCUGGACGUGUACAAUGGCAUGUGCUUGCAAGGCCCCAGUGGCGUACCUGGACGGGAUGGAAACCCGGGAGCCAACGGGAUCCCUGGGACACCUGGGAUCCCGGGACGGGACGGGCUGAAAGGGGAGAAGGGCGAGUGCAUGCGCGAGAGCAUCGAGGAGUCCUGGACGCCCAACUUCAAGCAGUGUUCGUGGAGUGCGCUUAAUUACGGCAUCGAUCUUGGGAAGAUUGCAGAAUGUACAUUUACAAAGAUGCGCUCGAACAGUGCUCUCCGCGUUCUCUUCAGUGGAUCGCUUCGGCUAAAAUGCAAAAAUGCCUGUUGUCAGCGCUGGUACUUUACUUUUAAUGGAGCAGAAUGUGCUGGGCCGCUUCCUAUUGAAGCCAUAAUAUAUUUAGAUCAAGGGAGCCCGGAGCUGAAUUCCACUAUUAAUAUACACCGAACUUCUUCAGUGGAAGGUCUGUGUGAAGGGAUCAAUGCCGGCUUGGUAGAUAUUGCCAUCUGGGUCGGGACUUGCUCAGAUUAUCCACGGGGAGAUGCUUCUACUGGAUGGAAUUCAGUCUCCCGAAUCAUCAUUGAAGAACUGCCAAAAUAACUUUUCUUCCCUUUUUAUAACCUCUUUUAAAAAAAAAUUUGUACAAUUUUCUUCAGAAUUUAUUUCUAUAGAGUUGGAUGCAAGUAUUUGACUGAAAGGCACCCAACUCUUGCAUCUGUAGUCUUUGCCUGGCCUUUUUUUGCACAUCGCAGAGGCUUUUUAUAAUAAUCAUUUUAGAAUAUAAAUAUCAAACCCAAGUUCAUUAACUUUUUAAAUUCCUUGUUUGAUGUAUGAAACUAUACCACCACCAUUUUAAGAAUUAGCUGUAACUUUUUUGUAUCAAAUAAAUAAGACCUUUUACAAAAAA